Messenger RNA from Gryllus bimaculatus (two-spotted cricket), 1964 nucleotides. Lineage: Eukaryota; Metazoa; Arthropoda; Insecta; Orthoptera; Gryllidae. The record is from the annotation of a GenBank genome assembly.
GUGAGAGGUGAGGUAUACGUCAACUCCACGUCCGCCAGGGCAGUGUACGCAGAGAACUUGGAUGUUAUCUACUCGAAGCUGUGCUCCUCUGUGCUCCAUCCGCUUGCCUGCUCAUCUACCAUGGCUCAGAUGUUUGCAAUAGGUGCUGCAGCAGCUGCUAUUGGAAUAGCAGCAGCUGUGGAACGAGUCAAUCGGCCCCAAACACUUUAUGACGCAGCACGACGAGAUCACGUAUUGGCUCUUAAAGAACUUCUAAACCAGGGUCAUGAUCCAUUUAGACCUAAUAGAAAUGGAGAUACACCAUUGCACCUAGCUGCCUGCCAUGGUAGUGAAAAUGUCAUGAAUGAAUUGUUGAAAUAUUACCCAUCGCUGGCUUACACAAGAAAUGCAAAGCGGAAUACACCUUUAAUUGAAGCCGUUGAAGCUGGAAUUCCAAGAUCUGUUUAUUUGCUUAUAAAAUAUGAUAAAUCUGAGAUACAGAGGGCAAUAGCAGCGAGCAAUCAUCCCAGAGUCACUAAAGUUCUUCUGGAAGCUCUUGAAGAUAAUGGAGCAGCUAUGAUGUGCACAGCAGCUCAUAAUGGUCAGAUAAAUAAGUUGCUGAAAUUACUGGAGAGUGGUGCCUCACCCAAUCUCAGGGAUCAUGCAGGAUUGGCCCCAAUACAUCACGCUUCAGCGUCCGGCAAAGUCCAAUGUAUAGCAGUACUAAUAAAGUACAAAGCAUAUGUUCAUGCAAGAUGCAAAGCAGGUAACACCCCAUUGCACAUAGCAGCCCAGAACAAUCAACUGGAAUCUGCACGAAUUCUGCUUAAAGGGGGGGCAAGUCGUAUUCUUCUUAAUAACGUGGGACAAAUUCCCUAUGACAUACCAAGUUCUCCAAGCGUGGAAAAUUUGGUGAAACCAAAUCUUCUAUUUUUGCUCAUGAGAGCAUUUACUUCUUAAUGUCUUUCUCCUACCUUAUCCUUGCUUACAGACUUACAUGUGAAGAUAUAUCCCAAUAUUAAAAUAUUGUUUUAGACCUGCAAGUCUGUUAAUUCUGAGAAGCAAUGAAAAUGCUUACGGUUGAAACAAACUGUCCAUAUAUGUAUCUGUGGUUGAUAAAUAUUAUAAUUUCAAUAGGCCAUUCUGGCACUAUAUUCUCUACAAAAAAACAUCCUCCUUCCUCUAUGCUGAAGAAAUUAACCAACACCCUUUUGAAUAGGAAGGUAUUCAUCAUUUGUGAUUUUCUACAAAAGCUUCUUCUUCUUUGACACUUCAUUGCAAUUUGGUAAUUAUAUUCUUAAACGAGAUCUGUUUUAUCAAAAACUUGUGAGAGAUCAUCUCCUAGCUAGUAUUAUGAAUGAAUAAAAGUUUUGAUAUCAAUAUCAACCUGGAAAACAAUAGGGAAAAUUGCAAUUGUAAAAAUGCUCUGAAGAAUACACAAGGACCCUCAACAACCUAAACUUUGAAUCAUUUUGAUUUAACCCAUGUAGACUAUAGUUGGCUCAUUUGAAAGAAAAUAUCAAUAUUAUGCCUUAGGAAGAAAUAUUAGUAACAGAUAUUUUACCAUUUAUAAUAAGUAGUCUGAAUAGAAAUUGCUUGUCAUUUACUCAUAUUUGCAAUUUAUCUUACUUAUAACACCAGUGUCAUAUAUGAAGCUAACGCCACAAAAAUUGUCUAAUCCACAUUUUUAGUGAUUUGAAAUUAUUGUUUAAUCAAAUAUUAUAGUGCCAAAAAAGUAUCUAAAUGAUUUGUGUGUGUUUCUGUUAAAAUAAUAAUGUAAUUACAAAAUGGAAUGUUUUAGCACUGGAUGAAUUUCUAUUACAGUAUAGGCAAUAGUGGUUUAUUACUCAGCAAAUAAUAAUAAUAAUAAUAAUAAUAAUUUGUCACAUAAAUACAGCGUAAACCAUGUAUAACAAGUCAGAAUAUGAACAUAAUCAUACAAUGGGUUUGUCGGCUUCCGCGGCCGGAGUCAAUGUAUUCUUGGC